Molecule: messenger RNA, 3430 nt
Organism: Ceratitis capitata (Mediterranean fruit fly)
Lineage: Eukaryota; Metazoa; Arthropoda; Insecta; Diptera; Tephritidae
Exons: 5
Coding region: 319-2373 (684 amino acids)
Biological process (GO): regulation of transcription by RNA polymerase II
Cellular component (GO): nucleus
Molecular function (GO): RNA polymerase II transcription regulatory region sequence-specific DNA binding; DNA-binding transcription factor activity, RNA polymerase II-specific
Source: RefSeq, a predicted model, not a curated record
AUACAGAUUUAUUUCGUUCAACAUGAUAACUAGGAAUCGCUUCGGUAUAUAGCGUAUGGCUUCACGUUUUCGACAUAAGCGCAUCCCGAUUUACGUUUUACCGGAUGUAAGCAGGGCGUAAUGAUUCAAACAUGAAUGCUGUCAAAUGUGGCAACUAUGUUUUGUGACUUUUCAUACCAACAAAAAAUAAUAUGCGAAUGGUGGUGGUAACAGGAUAGAAGAAAAAUUAUUGGAAAAUAAUUAAAAUAGUCUAUAUUUGCGAAAACACGUAUAUAUUAAAGAAUAUAUAUUGUUUAUAAGAUAUUGUGGCAGCUGAAAAUGAGUGUUUUACCAUAUCCACCAACAAGCGAUGAUGACAUCCUCCGACUUUGUACAAAGGAGUGCGGCAUCAUCACAGCCACAGAAGAUCAGCAAUACUUUGCAUUGGGUUGUAUGUUCUGUCCGGCCAAAUUUCUGUUUUUCGAUGCGUUUAUUGGACAUAUACAAACAGAACAUGGAGCACAAGCAAUGGACCAGAAAGGUUUUUUCGGCGGCAUGCUAGGUCUUGGAUACGACGAUUCUUAUGGAGAAAAUAAUAGUGGUCGUAGUGGCGAAGGUACUGAAGACCUCACUGAUACCGAUCCCUCACUACUGGUGCCACAAACAGUGAUGAUUAAGGAGGAAGUUGAUGAUGAAUCCGUGCAACCGCAACCUAGCAACUCUGUUAUGCCUGGAUUUCCUAGCGAAAAUGAUUUAGCAGAUUCCUCGAAUUCCAUUUACCCAGUAAAACAGGAAUGUGCCGAACAGAAAACGGAAACGGAUACCGACAACUAUAUGACUGAUAACUAUGGCAGUUAUGAAGAUUUUACAAAUAAUGGAGAUGAAGAUGAUCCAAGCUACCAAGAAGAUGAUGAUGAUAAUAAUUACGAUGAUUUAGUCGAACAAUCGUUGUUGGGUGUGAACAAUGGAACGGAAACUGGUUUAACGAUGCACAUAAAAGACCGAAAAAUGAUUAAAUAUCUUAUCGACGCAUAUCGGCGUAACACCUUUCUUUGGGAUCAUCGUCAUCCACAAUUUCGUGAUCGUGUCAAACGGCAGCAAUUUCUCGAUUGGAUGGUAAUGGAAUUCAAAAGGCGUUUCAACUUGUCAUUAGCUAAAGAUGCAGUUACUCGAAAGUGGGACAAUUUACGAACAGUGUAUAAAAGGGAAUGUAAUCGAAUGUCGAUUGAAGGAACCAAUAUCAGCACACUAUGGUAUUUUAAAGAUUUGCAUUUCCUUAAUCGUUUAUAUGGUGGCAAUCUUAAGAUACCUGAAGCUAUUGUAAAGGAGACGGUCUACCGUAGACGGUACUCAGCCCUUUGGAAUGAUGUCUCCACAACGAAACUCUUAUCAAUGGUUGAACAAUUCCCAUGCUUUUACAAUAAAUAUAACGUAGACUAUCGUAGUAAGGAGAAACGCGGAGAGGCUUUACAGAAAAUGGCGAGCGAAUUACAAAAAAUGAUUGACGUCAGCACCAUUCAAAUCUCUAAACGAAUCUCACAAUUACGUUUCGAUUAUUCUAAACAGAAACAGGAACGCCUAUUGUGUGAACAAAGCAAUAAAAUGUUUUCCCCUAGUUAUACUUAUUACGAUCAAAUGCAAUUUAUGGAUGCAGACAUAGCCCCAUUUAAAUGUGACUAUUGUCCAGUCAUAGUACAAUCACCGAGAGAGCUUGAUUCUCAUCUUACUACCCAUCAGCCCGAAGGCAGCUUUGAUUGCAAUGUUUGUUCACUUACCUUCUUAGAUGUUGAUCAGCUAAACCAACACAAACAGGUACAUAACACUCCACCAAAUAAGGAAGUAAAGUAUUGGUGCGAUUUAUGUACAGCUAGUUUCCGAACAAAAGAGGUAUACGAUGAACACAUGCGGCGUCACAACGAUGAGCUUCUUUUACCAGCAUUGGCCAAUAUGCCGCAGUCAGGAAAUGAUAUGGAUACAAGUGAAAAUAGUAAUCCACUAAUGGACAAUAGCGAUUAUGAUGAUGGCUAUUCGUGUGACAUAUGCGGGAAAGCAUUUACCAAUAUGGUAUAUCUCAAUGCGCAUCGAGCACAGCAUGCCAGCGCAAAUGACCGGUCAUUCCAUUGCGAUUAUGCUAAUUGUUACCGCGCAUUUUCUUCGAGGCAAUCCCUACUGGAUCAUACAAGGCAGCAUUACAGUGAUGAUGAUUUUAAAUGCGAUUUUUGUGGGAAAACCUUUAAAUCACUUAAAAAUCUACAAAAUCACAAGCAAAUACAUGAUGCUAUUAAAAAAUAUGUAUGUAAGAUAUGUGGCUCCGCAUUCGCUCAGGCGGCUGGUUUAUAUUUACAUAAGCGACGACAUAAUCGGCCUAAUUCACGCAUACAUCAAGGCUAUUGAUCCACUUAUAUAAACCUAUAAAAGGUAUGAUUGUAAUCAACGGCAUAUAUAUACUAAAUAUAAUAAUAAAAGAAAACACUCGAGCAUUAUAACCACAACAAUAAUAAUCGGAAUACUUAUCUAACUAUGCAUGAUAUAGAACUUAUUCAUGUUUUAAUCUAUUACGCAGCAUAGGAUAUUGGAUAUCUAUUGAAAGUAAUUCAAAGGAAAACUUAAUAAUUAUUAUGUAAAAUAAUGUUUUAAAUGAAGUAGAGGGACUUCAACUAUUUAAGACUUAUUAAUUUUAGUUAAAUUAUUUUUCUACACAGUUACCAUGAAAGAGAUUGUCUACAAUUCUUAAUACAUAUUUCUUUAUGAUCAAAUAUUAUGUAACAGGUUGUAAAAAACACUUCUCAAGUAUUAAUACACAAUUUUGCAUUAAUUAAUGAUAUUUUAUUUUAUGUGCACUUUUAGGUGCAAGUCGAUUAUUUUAUAUUAGUUAAUUUCAAAGAUUGUGGAAUUGUACUUAAAAUUUUUCUUAUUGAAAAAUAUAACCUUAAGAAGAAUAAAAGUAAAUAAUUUUCCUUGGUGUUGGUAUAUAUUAAACUUAAUCUAAUAUUUAAUAACACUACUCAUAAAAUUAAUUGUACUAAUUUAAUAAAUAAUUGAAACAAAACAAAUUAUUGUAUUUUACGCGCUUAAUGAAUAUCUCAAGAAUUACGAAUAUUCGCAAACUUUACAAUAACUACAUAUGUAUGUAUAUGUAAAGAAGAAAACAUGAAACAGUCAACAACUUUUUAAUAUGUAUGCACAUAUGUACAUACAUAUAUUAUAUUAUAUAAUAGCAGCGGAAAAGGGUAAAUACAAUAUUAUUGUAUAAUGCAGUGUCACCAUAAGUCGCCCGACUUGAACGAAUCCCAUAAUCCAUAAGCAGCCUAAUUUAUUAUAUUAAAAACACUAUGUUUUGAAAUCAAUUAAGAGUUUAUAAAAUUCAACAGCAUAUAGGUAUGUAUACAUACCUACAUAAGUACAUGUAUUUGUUGGAGUAAUAAAUUUUUACCUAACUUUAGUCGAAAAU